AUGCCGUCUGAUAUUCGGAGCUUCUUUGGGGGGAAGACUCCCCAGAGCUCUGCCGAAGCGCCUAAGUCCGCGAAGAAAGAAACCCCUUCUGCCACAAGGAAACAGCGAGGCAGAAAAUUCGUAGAAGAUAGCGACGACGAGGAGGCCUCACCGGUGAAAGCGCCGACUCCCAAAGCCAAACCAAAGAGCAAGCCCAAGGCCGAUGAAACGAAAGGAGAACCCACGAGCACCUCGGACUACUUUGCUUCUAGCAAAAAGCCUGGUCGUCCAGCCAAGGCUAAUUCGACAAACGAAACCCCAUCAGCCAAGAACGGAACCACGAAUGGGGAAAAGAGCAUCGUUGAGACUUCCACGAAAGCCCCAAAGAGAGGAGCUUCCAAGAAGGCUACAAAAAUCGUGAACGACGACGAAGGUCUCGGUGGAGAUGAUGUUUUUGCGACUGAAUUUGGAAAGCCUGGCAAAGGGGACGAUGAUUAUGUCGAGGGAGGUGACAGCGGCUCCGAUGACGAUUUCGAAGUGCUCGAGGUCAAACCCGCAACCGCAUCCAAACGAUCCCAGAGGACAGAGCCAAUCAUCGAUGAAGACGAUGAUGUAGUGAUGGAUGACCUUCCCAAGCCACCCCCAAAAGCAGCAGCUCGAACUGGCCGCAAGCGCAAGUCGGAAGCGUUGGUUGAUAAGGAUGAAGAUGAAGAUUUCGAGGACGUCAAGAAGCCCGUGUCUCGAUCUAAGGCAGCUAAAGCACCUGCUUCUCCAACUGCCAAGCGACAGAAGGCCAGCCCCAAAAAGAAGAAAGAGGAGGAGCCGGAAAAUAAGGAAAUCCAGGACAUUUUCGAUAGCAUUCCGACGAUUCGGCCUCCAACGCCCCCUCAAGACGACGGGGAGAAGAAGAAAUGGCAAUUUGGCGCUCAGCGGUCUCGCACACCUCCAACUAGUGGAUCUAAAGAUAUGCCUGUUGGCGCCGAGAACUGCCUGGCAGGAUUGGCAUUUGUCUUCACCGGUAUUCAGGAGACCCUUGGUCGUGAAGAAGGACAAGAGCUUGUUAAGCGAUACGGUGGCAAGGUGACUGGGGCACCGAGCUCUAAAACCAGCUACGUUGUUCUUGGAAGCGAUGCAGGCCCUUCGAAGCUCAAGAGCAUUGCUAAGCACAACAUAAAAACUAUCAGUGAAGAUGGCCUCUUUGAAUUGAUCCGCCGCCUUCCAGCCAAUGGAGGCUCUGGAAAAGCUGCAUCCAACUACGAAGCCAAACAGAAGGCUGACGAGGAGAAGGUUCGAAAGAUGGCAGAGGAAAUUGAUGCCGAAGAAAAGAGGAAGAAAGCUGCAGAGGAGAAGAGAAAGCAAGCUGCUAGCGCUACUUCACACACCCCACAGACUUCAAAGGCUUCGGAGACCGUGAAGUCAUCCCAACCCCCAGUCGAUGACCAACUAUGGACUACCAAGUAUGCUCCAACAUCUCUUUCCAUGAUCUGUGGAAACAAACUUUCCGUCGAGAAGAUUGGAACUUGGCUGCGCAACUGGCGUAAAAAUGCGAAGACGAACUUCAAACUACCCGGGAAGGAUGGCAGUGGAAUAUAUCGUACCGUCAUGAUUCACGGCCCCCCUGGUAUUGGUAAGACCACUGCUGCACAUUUAGUUGCUAAGUUAGAGGGAUACGAUGUCGUGGAGUCGAAUGCCAGUGAUACAAGAAGCAAAAAAAUGGUUGAGAACGGUACCCUGGGUGUUCUUGAUACCACAUCUCUCCAAGGCUACUUUGCCGGAGAAGGCCAAAAGGUUGAUAGCAGCAAGAAGAAUGUUUGCUUGAUCAUGGAUGAAGUCGACGGUAUGUCUGCAGGUGACCGUGGGGGUGUCGGUGCACUGGCGGCUAUUGCUAAGAAGACCAACGUUCCACUUAUUCUCAUUUGCAAUGAACGAAGAUUGCCCAAGAUGAAGCCAUUUGACUUUGUCACAUUCGAUGUGCCCUUCAGGCGACCUACGGUCGAGCAGAUCCGAGCUAGAUUGCGCACGAUCUGUUUCCGCGAAAAAAUCAAUAUCCCGCCUCCUGUUUUGGACAGUCUCAUCGAGGGCACGCAUGCCGAUAUCCGACAGGUCAUCAACAUGUUGUCCACUGCCAAGCUAGACCAGGAGAGCCUUGAUUUCGAUCAAGGCAAGCAGAUGUCAAAAGCAUGGGAGAAGCACAUCAUUCUAAAGCCUUGGGACAUUGUUAGUAAAAUCCUGAGUGCCCAGAUGUUUUCUCCCAGUUCCACUUCCACCUUGAAUGACAAGAUUGAACUCUAUUUCAACGAUCACGAAUUCAGUUAUUUGAUGCUUCAAGAGAACUAUCUGAAGACAAGACCGACUCUCGCAGGAAAUUAUCAUGAUAAGGAAAGGAAUUUGAAGCUUCUUGAAUUGGCAGAUAAUGCAGCCGAGAGUAUCAGUGAUGGUGACCUGGUCGACCGUAUGAUUCACGGAACUCAGCAACAAUGGUCUCUUAUGCCUACCCAUGCUGUCUUCAGUUUUGUUCGACCUGCCAGUUUCCAAUUUGGAAAUAUGACCGAAAGGGCAGGAUUUGCUAGCUGGUUGGGCCAAAACAGCAAACAAGGUAAGGAUGGAACUAUUUACAAUAACACAUUGGAUAUCACGCUGACCACUAUUAUUAUAGGCAAAUUGACACGUUUUGUAAAAGAAAUUCAGGGUCACAUGCGGUUGCGAAGUUCCGGCAACCGAGACGAGAUUCGUCAACAAUACAUCCCUCUUCUAUGGGAGAAAUCUGUUCGCCGUCUCAUGGAAGAGGGUAAAGACAGUGUCGAUGAUGUCAUUGAUUUUAUGGAUUCCUAUUUCCUGACUCGUGACGAUUUUGAUGCGAUGAUGGAAUUGGGACUUGGCCCGAUGGAUCAGUCUAAUGUCAAGUUGGAGACACAAACCAAAGCCACAUUCACACGUCUGUACAAUUCGCGCUCACACCCAUUGCCUUUCAUGAAGGCUAGUCAGGUGAUUGCACCAAAGAAGGGACCCAAGGAGAAACCGGAUAUUGAAGAUGCCAUCGAAGAGUCGGACGAAGAAGAAGUUGUUGAAGAAGCUAAGGAUGACGAGGAGGAAGAACUUGAUUUGAAGAAAGAUAAAUACGUCUCCGCGCCAAAGAAAAGGGCUGUGAAGGGUGCUGCGAAGGGUAAGAAAACAAAGAAACCAGCAGCGGGCGAUGAUUUCAUUGACGAUAGCGAGGAGAAGCCAAAGAAGGGCCGCAAGGGUAAGGCCAAGGCUUAA
Penicillium angulare is the source of this 3237-nucleotide messenger RNA. RefSeq names its product replication factor C subunit 1. Gene Ontology annotation, cellular component: DNA replication factor C complex; nucleus. The transcript has 4 exons. Gene Ontology annotation, molecular function: ATP binding; ATP hydrolysis activity; DNA clamp loader activity. Gene Ontology annotation, biological process: DNA replication; DNA repair. The record is from RefSeq and is a predicted model, not a curated record. Bases 1 to 3237 code for a protein of 1078 amino acids. NCBI's taxonomy places the organism in Eukaryota, Fungi, Ascomycota, Eurotiomycetes, Eurotiales, Aspergillaceae.